Messenger RNA from Meloidogyne enterolobii, 1200 nucleotides. Lineage: Eukaryota; Metazoa; Nematoda; Chromadorea; Rhabditida; Meloidogynidae. The record is from the annotation of a GenBank genome assembly.
AUGUAUUUAUUUCUAAUUAAUUUAUUUUAUUUAUUUCAUCUUUUUCCAUCUUUAAAAAUUGAGGAGCAAUGUAAAACCUGCAGAGUUUUAUCAAAAACAUUUAUAGAGGGUCUUAUUAAAACUGAAAAUUUACAUUUUGGUGGUGGAAAUACUGCUUGGGAAGAGAAAAAACUUGGAAAAUUUAAGACAAGCGAAACUCGUUUUGUUGAAAUUAUGGAACAUAUCUGUCAGGAUGAUGAAAAAGAUGAAAGAUUUAAGUGUCAUUCACUUGCUGAAACAAAUGAAGAACAUUUGGAAGACUGGUUUUACAAUCGUCAAGAAAUUGAUCCAAGUUUAGAAACAUUUCUUUGCGUCAAAAAACUUUCCUAUUGCUGUGAUUCUGGCUAUUUUGGCCCUGAAUGCUCAGCAUGUCCUGGUUUAAAAGAAUCCCAAAAGGCGUGUUUUGGACGAGGAUUUUGUGAUGGAGACGGCAAACGUUUUGGGAAUGGAACAUGCUCUUGUCAUCGUGGCUAUAGUGGAAAAUUAUGUAGCAAUUGUGAUUCCAGCUUCUUUGCAAUAACACAAAAUGCUACAUUUAUUGAAUGUCAUGAAUGUUUUGACGGCUGUGGUAGUGGAUGCACUUUUGCUGGGCCAAAAGGCUGCAAUGCUUGUAGAAGUGGAUAUAAAAUGGAUGAGGAAAAUGGCUGUAUAGAUGUUGAUGAAUGCAAGGAAGAUGAACUAAAAUGUCAAAAAGAUAAUGAAGUUUGCGUCAAUACUCCAGGCUCUUAUGAAUGUAAAUGCAAGGAAGGCCACAAACGUUCUAAAGAUGGAAAUUGUGAAUUGGAUAUUGAAGCUCACCCUUCUCCAUUCUUCAUCGGGCCAAUUCAAUUACUUCGUUUAAUUGCAUACUUGUGUCUUUUAUUGAUUUCAUUUUUUGUCUUUUUCGCCUAUCAAAAACCGUUAGCAAUUGGGCUAAAUAUUCUUACUAUUUUUAUUGUUGCUCUAAUCGACGUAUAUUUUUAUUUGAAUGAUGUUGGUGAUAAAAGACGGGAUGAAGCGAUAUUCAGGCACUCGUUUAAAUUUCUAGCUUGUUUUCAGUUUUUAAAUUUUACUUAUAUACAAUUAGGCGUGGCUGGUUUUAUGUAUAAAUCUUUAUUAGGGCCUCAAGUCAUAAAGGAUCUACCUCUUCAUUUCAUUAAUCCUGGCUUCUUCCUUAACUGA